Messenger RNA from Peromyscus leucopus (white-footed mouse), 5516 nucleotides. RefSeq names its product ubiquitination factor E4B (gene Ube4b). Gene Ontology annotation, molecular function: ubiquitin-ubiquitin ligase activity. Lineage: Eukaryota; Metazoa; Chordata; Mammalia; Rodentia; Cricetidae. Gene Ontology annotation, biological process: protein polyubiquitination. Gene Ontology annotation, cellular component: cytoplasm; ubiquitin ligase complex; nucleus. The record is from RefSeq and is a predicted model, not a curated record.
AGGGUCACGUGAUCCCUUUCAAAGAUGGCCGCCCUGUUGUUUUGAUGAAUAAUACUUGGUGGGGCGAGGGGGUAAGAGUAGGGUUGGAGGGGUAGGAGGAUUUACGCUCACACCGAGAGCUUCGCCAGUCCCAGCCCUCCCCUCCCCCUACCAGGGUUCUUGCGUGGAGGCGGGGCGAGCCUGGCCUGCUUUUAGAGGGGAGGGGCUUCCCGGUACGGUGCUGGCUCUGCCUGGGCUGCUGUGGGGUCGCCGCGCCUCGGGGGCAUCCAGUGUGCAGAGGAGCCGUUCCCGCCAGGGGCCAGGGGUGGGACCCGGAGCAGGGUCUGCGGGAGAAAAACGCAGCUGCCGCGUCACCGCCACGAAGACACGGCGCGCAGCGGGCACGAGCCGAGCUGAAGACCGCGCCGCCCGCUCUGGGUAACCUGGGAAGCUGAGGGGAGUCAGUGGCGCCUGGAGAGGACCCCGUAGCAGCGGCCGUGGCCAGAGGGGGCGGCUCGGGGCUAUUGCAGCUGGAGGAGGCUGGGGCGAUCCGAGGGACCGAAGCCAAGGCGAUUCAGUGCCUCGUGUUCUUAGUUUUUAACCUCUGACUAUGCAAUUCUGAAACCUCCCCCACCGGGGACCAGACAGUCCGAUAGAUACCUUCCACUCUCCUUUGCUCCCGCCCCGGUCUCAAGAACUGAGGAUCUCUUCCCUAACGCCUUUCACCAUUAAGAGGAAAGCGAUGGAGGAGCUGAGCGCUGACGAGAUUCGACGGAGGCGCCUGGCACGACUUGCUGGUGGACAGACCUCCCAACCAACCACCCCGCUUACGUCUCCCCAGAGGGAGAACCCUCCGGGACCUCCGAUACCUGCAUCAGCCCCAGGCCCCUCCCAGAGUCUUGGUCUCAAUGUCCACAACAUGACCCCAGCUACCUCCCCGAUAGGUGCAGCAGGAGUUGCCCACCGGAGCCAGAGCAGUGAAGGAGUCAGCUCUCUCAGCAGCUCGCCGUCCAACAGCCUGGAGACGCAGUCUCAGUCCCUCUCCCGUUCCCAGAGCAUGGACAUCGAUGGUGUCUCCUGUGAGAAAAGCAUGUCUCAGGUGGAUGUGGAUUCGGGCAUUGAGAACAUGGAGGUGGAUGAGAGCGACCGGAGAGAGAAGAGGAGCCUGAGUGACAAGGAGCCGUCUUCAGGUCCUGAAGUGUCUGAAGAGCAGGCCUUACAGCUGGUCUGUAAGAUCUUCCGUGUCUCUUGGAAGGACCGGGACAGAGACGUCAUCUUCCUUUCCUCUCUGUCUGCGCAGUUUAAGCAGAACCCGAAAGAAGUGUUCUCUGAUUUUAAGGAUCUGAUUGGCCAGAUUUUAAUGGAAGUACUGAUGAUGUCGACUCAGACACGAGAUGAAAAUCCAUUUGCCAGUCUGACAGCCACAUCCCAGCCUAUUGCCACGGCAGCUCGGUCACCUGAUGGAAAUCUCAUGCUGAACGCUGGCUCCAAUUCAGGAACAAGCCCCAUGUUCUGCAGCUUGGGCUCCUUCAGUGCCAGCUCGUUGUCUAGUUUGGGAGCCUCUGGUGGAGCAAGUAACUGGGACUCGUACAGUGAUCAUUUCACCAUUGAAACCUGCAAGGAGACAGACAUGCUGAACUACCUCAUCGAGUGUUUCGACCGAGUUGGAAUAGAGGAAAAAAAAGCGCCAAAGAUGUGCAGCCAGCCAGCAGUCAGCCAGCUCCUGAGCAACAUCCGCUCGCAGUGCAUCUCCCACACCGCGCUAGUGCUGCAAGGGUCCCUCACACAGCCCAGGUCCUUGCAGCAGCCGUCCUUCCUUGUGCCGUAUAUGCUGUGCAGGAAUCUCCCGUACGGCUUCAUUCAAGAACUGGUGAGGACCACUCACCAGGAUGAAGAAGUGUUCAAGCAGAUCUUUAUCCCUAUUUUACAAGGCCUGGCUCUUGCUGCCAAAGAGUGCUCCCUCGAUAGUGACUACUUUAAAUAUCCCCUCAUGGCACUAGGUGAACUCUGUGAAACCAAGUUUGGGAAGACACACCCGGUGUGCAGUUUGGUCGCCUCUUUGCCUCUGUGGUUGCCGAAGUCCUUAAGCCCUGGUUCUGGGCGGGAGCUGCAGAGACUCUCCUACUUAGGGGCCUUCUUUAGCUUCUCAGUCUUUGCAGAGGAUGAUGCAAAGGUGGUUGAGAAAUACUUCUCAGGGCCCACCGUGACCCUGGAGAACACCCGUGUCGUCAGCCAGUCCCUACAGCAUUACCUGGAGCUGGGACGGCAAGAGCUUUUCAAGAUACUGCACAGUAUUUUGUUAAAUGGUGAAACUCGUGAAGCUGCCCUCAGUUACAUGGCGGCCGUUGUCAAUGCCAAUAUGAAGAAAGCCCAAAUGCAGGCGGAUGAUCGAUUGGUCUCUACAGAUGGCUUUAUGCUGAAUCUCCUGUGGGUCCUGCAGCAGCUAAGUACAAAAAUCAAGUUAGAAACAGUCGACCCCACUUACAUAUUCCACCCAAAGUGUCGGAUUACUCUCCCGAAUGAUGAGACACGAAUAAAUGCAACGAUGGAGGAUGUGAAUGAGUGGCUGGCUGAGCUCUAUGGAGAUCAGCCUCCGUUUUCUGAGCCAAAAUUCCCUACGGAAUGUUUCUUUCUCACCCUGCACGCUCACCACCUCUCUAUUCUGCCUAGUUGUCGUCGCUACAUCCGAAGACUCCGAGCCAUCCGAGAGCUCAAUAGAACCGUGGAAGAUUUGAAAAAUAAUGAAAGCCAGUGGAAAGAUUCCCCACUGGCCACCAGACACCGAGAAAUGCUAAAGCGCUGUAAAACUCAGCUAAAGAAACUGGUACGGUGCAAGGCCUGUGCUGACGCUGGCUUACUUGACGAGAGCUUCCUGAGAAGAUGUCUGAAUUUUUAUGGCCUUCUCAUUCAGCUGCUGCUCCGCAUCCUGGACCCUGCAUAUCCCGACGUAACACUGCCUUUAAGUUCAGAUGUCCCCAAGGUGUUUGCAGCAUUGCCUGAGUUUUAUGUAGAAGACGUUGCUGAAUUUUUAUUUUUUAUUGUACAAUAUUCUCCUCAGGUGCUUUAUGAGCCCUGUACUCAGGACAUCGUGAUGUUCCUCGUGGUGAUGCUGUGCAACCAGAAUUACAUCCGAAACCCAUACUUAGUGGCCAAACUGGUGGAGGUCAUGUUCAUGACUAACCCUUCUGUCCAGCCUCGAACUCAGAAGUUUUUUGAGAUGAUUGAGAACCAUCCUCUCUCUACAAAAUUGCUGGUACCUUCCCUCAUGAAGUUCUAUACAGAUGUCGAGCAUACUGGAGCCACCAGCGAGUUCUAUGACAAGUUCACAAUUCGCUAUCACAUUAGCACUAUUUUUAAAAGCCUUUGGCAAAACAUAGCUCACCAUGGCACCUUCAUGGAGGAGUUCAAUUCCGGAAAGCAGUUUGUUCGCUAUAUCAAUAUGCUGAUUAACGACACGACCUUUCUGCUGGAUGAAAGUCUGGAGUCACUGAAGCGGAUCCAUGAAGUGCAGGAAGAGAUGAAGAACAAGGAACAGUGGGACCAGUUGCCUCGGGAUCAGCAGCAGGCCCGGCAGUCUCAGCUUUCUCAGGAUGAGCGUGUUUCACGUUCUUAUCUCGCCCUGGCGACUGAAACCGUGGACAUGUUCCAUCUCCUCACCAAGCAAGUCCAGAAGCCGUUCCUCAGGCCAGAACUUGGACCCCGAUUAGCAGCCAUGCUGAACUUUAACCUACAGCAACUGUGUGGACCCAAGUGCCGGGACCUGAAAGUUGAAAACCCAGAGAAGUACGGUUUUGAGCCGAAGAAGCUGCUGGACCAACUGACGGACAUUUACCUGCAGCUGGACUGUGCUCGAUUUGCUAAAGCCAUUGCUGAUGACCAGAGAUCCUACAGCAAGGAACUGUUUGAAGAAGUCAUUUCAAAGAUGCGGAAGGCAGGAAUCAAGUCCACCAUUGCAAUAGAGAAGUUUAAGCUUCUUGCUGAGAAGGUGGAGGAAAUAGUGGCCAAGAAUGCACGUGCAGAAAUUGACUACAGCGAUGCCCCGGAUGAGUUUAGAGACCCUCUGAUGGACACCCUGAUGACCGACCCUGUGAGGCUGCCCUCUGGCACCAUAAUGGACCGCUCCAUCAUCCUGCGGCAUCUGCUGAACUCCCCCACCGACCCCUUCAACCGCCAGAUGCUGACGGAGAGCAUGCUGGAACCAGUGCCAGAGCUGAAGGAGCAGAUUCAAGCUUGGAUGAGAGAGAAGCAGAGCAGUGACCACUAAGCCGUCCCGUCACACUUCUGCUGGAAACAGCCACGCCAGCCAGCCAGGCCCAAGCAGCAUCCACCUCGAAGCUGCUGCUCAACCCUGCAGCCAGAUGUGGCCAGAUCCUGAGAGCCCACCCCGAGUGACCAAACAGUAGAGGUCUGAGGGACAUGAUGAGAAGAGGAGCCGAUUCCUGUACAUAUAUUUAAGUGACAGACAGUCACAAGCGAGGGACGAGUUUUACGAUUGCUUGUGUAGUAAAGCACGUCCUUCGCCCGUCACACCCUGGGGCUGUGGCAACGGCAGUCUUUAGUGAUGGCGAGUGGGUCUGGGCAGCAUCCCCUGAGCUUUCGUUUUGUUUUGUUUUUUCGAUGUGACUAGAGAACUCGGACAUUUUGCUGCUAAAGAACCUCCCCCUUCCUGACCCUACUUGCACUGCUGUGGGUUUUUUAAAGAGAAACAAAACCAGACUCCUUUCCCAGCCCUCCAAACAUGUAUUCUGUGAGAUAACUGUGCCUGCGACAAAGUGUUAAUCUUGGGAUCGUAUUUUUAUAUCAUAUUCACAUACUUGUUUUUUUAAUUGGUGUUAGAUGACAUGAUUAAUAAAAAAAGGCAAGAUAUUUUCAGAAUUUGAAUUUCAGUUUUUUUUCUUUUGAAAUAGCCCUUUUGAAUUUUUUUUUUUAUUAUUAUUAUAAACAAAAUGAAGAGAGCCCUGUUGCCCUGGCCCUUCUACCAAGCAAGCCCUCGAUUAAGAUUCUGAGGAACAGAUGCAGCAGUGGGAUGGCUGAAGUGAUCAGGACUCAAGUGACUCGUGGGGUUUGGGGAGGUGAGGGUUGUGUUUUGUUUUUUUGUUUUUCUAAUCCUAUGUGACAAUUCCAAAUGUAUGCCAUUAUCCUCUGAGGAUAAAUAGAUUCCUCAACCCUGGGUUCAUUUGUAUGCUGUGUCCUUUUGGGGUUUGGCCUUACCAAAGCAAAAAAAAAAAAAAAAAAAAGAAGGUACAAGAAAUGUGGAAAUCGGAAAUCUGUUUGCUUGUUUCCGUGCCUGGACAAAUGCCACCACACAGGCGCGCAUGAGCAGAAGCUCUUUGUAUUACCGCUCCCUACGCAACAUACUUGAAUUCUUGAAUUUCCUUUGGGUGGAAAAGGAUUUGAAACCAUAAAGUGUUUUAAGGAAAUGAAAUCUUGAGAAACAUACUUUCUUUUCUUUCCCUUUCUCCUCUUCUCCACAGACAAUGUGCUCUGUUCAGUUCCCAACACAAACUCCAAUAAACGGUGAUGCCCAUUCGGACGGA